AUGCCUCAAAAUAAUCAUUCUGAUGAAUAUACCUUGGAUCAGGUGAUAAAUAACUUAUCGGGGACAUCCAAUCGAAUGACAGUUACCGAAUACAAUAAAAUUGGUGAAGGAGCAUUCGGUACAGUUGUGGAAGCGGUAUUGAACUAUACCGAUCCACCAAAUAACACUGAAGAAACCCAUGGACCAUUUGCCAUUAAACGAGUACCUGCACAAACCGAAUAUAAAUCAAGAGAAUUAGAAAUCUUGAGAGUAGUUAAUCAUCCAAAUAUUGUUAGUUUAAGAUUUUUUUUCGAUAAAAAAUCAUCAAUUGAUGGUAAAAUUUAUCAAAAUUUAGUUAUGGAAUGUUUACCUUCAAAUUUACAAAGUGAAAUUAAAUAUUAUAGACAACUGAAAUAUACUAUACCUUAUCCUCAUAUGAAGGCUUAUACUUUCCAACUUACUAGAGCAAUGUUAUAUCUACAUGGUUUUGGUAUAUCUCAUCGUGAUAUUAAGCCUUCAAAUAUCUUGGUUGAUCCUUCUUCAGUUACUCUUAAAAUAUGUGAUUUUGGUAGUGCCAAAAAAUUAGAACCAAAUCAAUCAAGUGUUAGUUAUAUAUGUUCUAGAUAUUAUCGUGCUCCAGAAUUGAUUGUGGGAUGUCCAAUCUACACUACUAAAAUCGAUAUUUGGGGUCUUGGUUGUGUAAUUGCUGAAAUGUUUUUAGGUAAACCUAUUUUCCAAGGUCAAUCUCCUGAAUUACAAUUGAAAGAGAUUUCAAAAUUAUUGGGCCCUCCUCCCAAAACUUUUUAUUUUAAAUCAAAUCCUCAAUAUCGUGGUAAUAUGUAUCAAAAUAAAUUAUUCAGUUGUUCUGUUGAAGAUCGUUUUAAACAAAUUUUUAGUAACUCUCCUCCCGAUGCAAUUGAUUUAUUAUUGAAAAUUUUGGUUUAUGAUCCUGAUUUUAGAGCAAGUCCAAGAUCGGUUUUGGUUCAUCCUUUCUUUUAUGAAUUGAAGAAAGAAAACUUCAAAGUUUACCCAAGAGGUGCUUCUGAACCAAUUAGCCUUAAUUUAUUCAACUUUAGUAAAUACGAAUUAGAAUUACUAGGUCCUUUAAAAGAUGAAUUGUUAAAAUCCUCAGAAUAA
Hyphopichia burtonii NRRL Y-1933 is the source of this 1116-nucleotide messenger RNA. RefSeq names its product serine/threonine/tyrosine protein kinase. The record is from RefSeq and is a predicted model, not a curated record. Gene Ontology annotation, cellular component: cytoplasm. The transcript has a single exon. Lineage: Eukaryota; Fungi; Ascomycota; Pichiomycetes; Serinales; Debaryomycetaceae. Gene Ontology annotation, molecular function: protein serine/threonine/tyrosine kinase activity; protein serine/threonine kinase activity; ATP binding. Gene Ontology annotation, biological process: protein phosphorylation; signal transduction. The coding region runs from base 1 to 1116 and encodes 371 amino acids.